GCUGACAGUGGCCCCUGACCUGGCAAGGGGUGUACUAGAGAGACAAUAGUGUGCCCAUGUCCUCGCUGCCCCUUGCCAGCCUGUGCCCAUGUCCUCCUGCCUAUAACAAGACUCACUGCACCCACCCUGAAGUACAUCUCUCUGCAUGGCAAGUCUCAAGAGGGACCCCAGGCUCACCUACUGGCAGAGCACACUAUGUGGGGGUGUUGCUGGGGUGCUGAGCCGCACUACUACUGCCCCCCUGGAUGUAGUGAAGAUACUCACACAAGUGGGCACUUUCCACUCCAAACAGGGAUUCCUGAACACUUUCCACGUGCUGUGCAGAGCAGAAGGAGUGAGAGCCCUAUGGAAGGGUAACCUAACUGCUUGUGUGCGCCUCUUUCCUUUCAGUGCUGUCCAGCUGUCUGUCUAUAAAAGAUUAACAUUAUUUUGUAUGGAUGACUUUGGGCAAGUUACUGCAUGGAAAGCCAUUGUUGCAGGGAGUAUCUCAGGAAUGGUUGCUGCUGUUGUGAUCUAUCCCACUGAUGUCAUCAAAACACGACUAAUCGUACAGAACCGCCUAGAACCUACCUACAGAGGGAUUAUUCAUGCUUUUUGUUCCAUCUAUUACCAGGAAGGAUUCCGGGCUUUGUAUCGAGGGGUUUCUCUACCACUUAUCGGAGCAAUCCCGUUUUCCGCCAGCUUGUUCUUUAUGGACUUCAGCUUGGACAGACUGUGGCAAGAACCUGGUAGUCAUCCAACCGCACUUCAGAAUUUUAUGAAAGGUUGUUUAGCAGCAGCCGUGGCACAGUCGAUAUCUUUCCCCUUCGACACAGUAAAAAGGAAAAUGCAGGCUCAGAGUCCCAUCCUCCCUCAUUAUGGAGGAGUAGAUGUCCACUUCAAUGGGAUGUUUGAUUGUUUUAGGCAAACUGUCAAGUUAAAAGGAGUGUUGAGUCUUUGGAACGGACUCACAGCAAACCUGAUAAAGGUUGUUCCUUACUUCGGCCUGAUGUUCUGUACUUUUGAAAGCUGUAAACGGUUCUAUCUGUAUCAAAAUGGUUAUAUUGUUUCGCCACUGAGUUACCAGCUCACCCCAGGAGUUGAUCAGAGCUUACGGCCACAGGAGCUGCAAGAACAGCGCAAGUUUAUUAGAACCAAGAGCUAUUCCAAUCCUUCUCUGAAAAGCUAACCUGGAGGGUCUCCACUCGGAAGACCACUGUAAAAGGAGGACUUAAAGAAGGGAAAACAAACAUCACCAGUGGUUCAUGUGGCAUAG
Messenger RNA from Pelobates fuscus (common spadefoot toad), 1255 nucleotides. RefSeq names its product solute carrier family 25 member 43 (gene SLC25A43). Bases 146 to 1168 code for a protein of 340 amino acids. The record is from RefSeq and is a predicted model, not a curated record. Lineage: Eukaryota; Metazoa; Chordata; Amphibia; Anura; Pelobatidae. The transcript is spliced from 5 exons. Gene Ontology annotation, biological process: transmembrane transport.